AUGGCGUUUGAUUCGCCCAUACACCACUCACUGUGUGAAAUGCGUGCUCUCCUUGUCGCCUUGCUGGCCAUCACUUCAGUUUCGGCGGAAAUCAUCGGUCUCGAGACAAAAUCUUUGAGAAAUGGUAAUGAGCUGAAACCUGCAAAGCGGCCACUUCGCCUGAUUAUCAUGCGGUUUUGUCCGUGGUGUGAGCGAGUUCUUCUAGUUCUUGCACAAAAGAACAUCAACUUUGAAGUUGUAAAUGUGAAUCUUUCCGAUAAGCCGAAAUUCUUAUUCGAUAAACAUCCUUAUGGCAAAGUACCCAUUCUGGAUCACAACAAUAAGACGAUAAUCGAGUCGGCUUUGAUAUCCGAGUAUCUGGAUUGGAUCCAUCCUUCUAAACCGGUCUUACCGCUCGAUCCGUACUUGAGAGCUAAACAAAGGAUGAUUGCUGCCCAUCUAGAAGACAAGGUGCCUGCAGCUGCCUAUGCCCUGGUCAGUGAACGACGAAAUCCUGCAGAAAAAGAGUCGGCAAUGUCAAUGCUACAAGACGCUCUCACUUCAGCUGAAAAGCUACUCACUGACACCUUCUAUGGAGAUCGUGAGCCAAGUUUUUGCUGA
Cooperia oncophora is the source of this 600-nucleotide messenger RNA. The record is from the annotation of a GenBank genome assembly. Lineage: Eukaryota; Metazoa; Nematoda; Chromadorea; Rhabditida; Trichostrongylidae.